GGCAAAGCAGAGUUGAGCUGCGCGGGACAAUGAGGGGUGGGACAAAACUGUACUUUGCAGAAAAAAAAAUGUAAUCUUGCCUUUUGAUCACGGUCAAAGACAUCAACAAAAGGCCUCCCUUCGUGGGCCAACUUGUUCGAGCAACCCUCACUGGGUGCGAGCAGUCUGGCUCCGGGCUGCUCGUUUGUGUAUCGUUGUAGAUUUGGAACGAGAUCCGAGAUGAGAUAAUCUCACACCGCUGUGGCUGAGUCUUCCAUUAUUUUCACUUCUGUCUCACUUAAGGACCAUUCUCAAAAACAGCAGAUUUUGAAGGUCAGCGUCGUCUACAAACGCGAAGCAAGAAUGCGAGAUGUCUUUGGGAUCUAAACUCUUCAAUCGAGCUCUUCGCGGAGGAAAGAAAAUCGCUCAAGUAAUGGACACGUUGGGGUUUUAAACAGUGGGGACACGAAGUACACAUGGAAGACGUGCGGUGUUCAAACUCAUCACGUUAAGAGGAGCGCUCAGAAAGAGAAUGGAAGGCUUCACAGUGGUACUAGUUGAACUGCUGCUGUUGACGUCUGCUCACUUCGCAGAUUCCGAGAAUGACGGGAAGCUGCUGUGCGCAUGCGAGAAUGACAAAGACACAUGUGUGAAUUACACAUGCAGAGGCGACGUCUGCUUCUACACGUGGUUGAACGGUCGUGAGGAGAGGGGUUGCUUCUCCAACAAGAACUACAUGGAGCAGUGCUACAGUCGCUUACCCCGCUUCCACGUCAACUGCUGCAGAGAGAAUCGAUGCAAUGCCUUUGCAACGCCGCCUCCAAACAUCAAUGGCGAGACGACCACAAUACCGCCGCAGCAGCCCCGUCCGGAGCUGUGGAUCACCGUGGCUCUUCUGCUCCUUUUCACGGCUGCCAGUUUGUGUGGCCUGCUGAUCUUCCUGCGCUUCCGGCGCGUGCACUUCCGCCUCAAAAACGCAGAUGACCAUGACUCCACCAUGCUCAAGAUCUCGAACGGAGAAGACCCUACUUAUGGUGGUAUAUAUGAUGAGUUCUGCACAUCAGGGAGUGGGACUGGCCUUCCCUAUCUGGUUCAAAGGACUAUGGCCAGGCAGAUUUCACUUGUGGAAUGUGUUGGUAAAGGCAGGUAUGGAGAAGUCUGGCGGGGAACUUGGAUGGGGGAGAGUGUAGCAGUCAAGAUCUUCUCCUCCAGAGACGAGCAGUCCUGGUUCAGAGAGACCGAGAUCUACAAUACUGUGCAGCUGAGGCACGACAACAUACUAGGUUUCAUAGCCUCUGAUAUGACUUCCAAGAAUUCCAGCACCCAGCUGUGGCUCGUCACUCACUUCCACGAGUUGGGUUCACUCUACGACUUCCUGCAGUACAGCAGCUUUGAGCCCGAGAGCUGCCUGAAGAUGUGCCUGUCCGUGGCCUGUGGCCUGGUCCACCUCCACACCGAGAUCGUCAGCUCCCAGGGCAAACCAGCCAUCGCCCACCGAGAUUUGAAGAGCAGAAACAUCCUGGUGAAGAGGAACGGGCAGUGCUGCAUCGCCGACCUGGGUCUGGCCGUGAUCCACUCGCAGUCCAAUGACUACUUGGAUGUGGGCCACAACCCUCGUGUCGGGACUAAACGCUACAUGGCACCUGAGGUGCUCGAUGAGAGCAUACGAAUUGAUGUCUUUGAGUCCUACAAGCAAACGGACAUCUGGGCCCUGGGCUUGGUCUUCUGGGAAAUUUCACGCAGAACAAUCGUCAACGGGAUUGUGGAGGAGUACCGCCCUCCUUUCUUUGACCUGGUGCCAUCCGAUCCCAGCUUUGAAGAGAUGAAGAAAGUGGUCUGUGUGGACCAGCAGAGGCCCAUCUUGCACAACCGGCUGCACUCUCACCCAAUAAUGUCAUCCAUAGUGAAGAUCAUGAAGGAGUGUUGGUUCCAGAACGCACCGGCCCGUCUCACAGCACUGCGUGUGAAGAAGACCCUCUCCAAACUGGACCACGACAGUGACUUCAGUGUCAAGAAACUCAAGCAGGACGUCUAGAACGUACUCAGCAAGAUGCAGACUGAGGAAGCUUGAGGGACUUUUGUGCCCCAUUCCCGCGAGCAUGGUGGUGAAUAUCAUCUGCAUAAUUUCAGUUAAUGACUCACACACUUACUGCAUUUUAUUAAAACAAUAUCAUUUUCGGCAGUGGUGUCUAGACUCUUUUGCACCGAAGGCAAUUUGUCUUCCCCCUGAUCAAAAUUCCGGAAAAUCCUAAGAACAGACACAGAGAAAGACUUUUGCGAUAAAUAAGAGUUACUAUGCCUAUGACAGCACAAUGCUCGUUCUAUAAAAAGCACUUUUAACUUUUUAGCUGCACAGACACAUUGAGUAUGUAGUUGUGGAUGUACUGUAUCGAGAACACAAUUUGUUAUAAAAUAUUGGUGUACAUUGUUUCCCUCCCCCCAAGAUACCAUUUACAUCUCUUUCACUAUGUAUUUUGAAAUAAACUGUCUUUUUCAACUAUUUGA
Hippocampus comes (tiger tail seahorse) is the source of this 2484-nucleotide messenger RNA. It is a transcript of the gene acvrl1, whose product is annotated as activin A receptor like type 1. The record is from RefSeq and is a predicted model, not a curated record. Gene Ontology annotation, biological process: angiogenesis; cellular response to growth factor stimulus; protein phosphorylation. The transcript is spliced from 10 exons. Gene Ontology annotation, molecular function: transmembrane receptor protein serine/threonine kinase activity; ATP binding. Gene Ontology annotation, cellular component: plasma membrane; BMP receptor complex. NCBI's taxonomy places the organism in Eukaryota, Metazoa, Chordata, Actinopteri, Syngnathiformes, Syngnathidae. The coding region runs from base 512 to 2014 and encodes 500 amino acids.